Molecule: messenger RNA, 1962 nt
Organism: Perca flavescens (yellow perch)
Lineage: Eukaryota; Metazoa; Chordata; Actinopteri; Perciformes; Percidae
Product: cytosolic 5'-nucleotidase 3
Exons: 9
Coding region: 389-1258 (289 amino acids)
Cellular component (GO): cytoplasm
Molecular function (GO): 5'-nucleotidase activity; magnesium ion binding
Source: RefSeq, a predicted model, not a curated record
AAGUGGUGUUGCCUUUACGUGUUUAUCAUAGGCUCGCAUUUUAGAUUUCAGGCGAAAAGAAAUGUUUAGUCACUUUAGCUAGGCCACAGAAUACAUGACAUUUUCACUUGUAUCAUAUUUUGAGUAGACAGUUUCCAUCCAUGGUUUCGAGUAGACGUCACAUGGGAUAAUCAUAAAAAAUGAACGGAACUGUCUAUCGUUACCACUUUGUUUUGUCACGUUAAAAAAGUCCCGACAUUUUCGAAAGUACCGGAAGGCAGCAUCACUGCUCUAGCAGAUGAUUUUGUUGUCCUUGUAGCAACGUUAACGUCCCUUGUCAACGGCGACUGACAACUGAUGAUUAUACGCAUUUAUCAACUUUAACUGAGCGGAAACCAAUUUCAAGGAAAUGAUUCCAGAGUUGUCCAACCCCUCAGUGUGUAUGAGGGACCCUCAGAGGGUACAGGAGAUCCUACAGUCCAUGGUGAAGGCUGGCUCCAACACCGUGCAGGUGAUCUCAGAUUUUGACAUGACCCUGACAAGAUUUGCAUAUAAUGGCAAAAGGUGCCCUACGUGUCACAAUAUCCUUGACAACAGCAAUCUCAUCUCCACUGACUGCAAAAUAGAGCUGAAGGAACUGCUCAACACAUACUACCCUAUAGAGAUUGACUCUUCACGGUCAGUAGAAGAAAAGCUGCCCCUUAUGGUGGAGUGGUGGACUAAAGCUCAUAAACUGCUGGUACAGCAGAAGAUUAGGAAAGACCUCCUGGCCAUGGUGGUGCAGGAGUCUGAUGCCAUGCUGAGGGAGGGCUACAAGCUCCUCUUUGAUCACCUGUAUGAGCACAGCAUCCCUCUGCUCAUCUUCUCUGCUGGAAUAGGAGACAUUCUGGAAGAGGUUAUUCGCCAGGCUGGAGUCUUCCACCCCAACGUCAAGGUCUUCUCCAACUACAUGGAUUUUGAUGAGUCUGGAGAGUUGAGGGCUUUCAAGGGAGAGCUGAUCCACAUCUACAAUAAAAGGGAAGGUGCGCUGCUCAACACUGGCCAUUUCCAGGAGCUGCGGACGCGGCCUAACGUGCUACUGCUGGGAGACUCUCUGGGAGAUCUGACCAUGGCUGACGGGGUGCAGGAUAUGGAAAACAUUCUCAAGAUCGGGUUCCUCAAUGACAAGGUGGAGGAGAGGAAGCAGUCUUACUUGGACUCAUAUGACAUUGUGUUGUUAAAAGAUGAGACCUUGGAAGUCCCUAAUGCUAUAAUGCUCUACCUUACUGGCAAUAAUUGAACUGAGAAUUAAGAACACCACUGGCCAUUUGGUAUUGAACACCCCAGUGCCAUCAGUUGAGAAGGCCCCUGCUCAGGAAGUGCCAGUUGAAGGCAUAUUUAUAACCAACUAAGAAUGUUUUAUGAUAAUUUAUUAUUUUACAAAACUAUUCACAAGUCCAAUUGACAGCCGCAGUUCACGUACACCACGUCACCCUUUUAUAUUUUUGUUCAUUGGCCUUCCUCUCAUGUUUAUGGUUAAACUGCUUUUGGGCCAUACUGUAUGUGAUUAAAGCCAUAUUUGCAACACCUACCUACUGUGCACCAUGUAAAAAAUGUGUGGAUAUGGGUGUUUUCCUCCAUUUGUUUAUUUGGGAAAAAGAUAAGAUAAGAUUUGUCUUCACAUAGGAUGUAAUGAUAAAGGGAAAUAAAAACGCAAAACAUAAAUGACAGCACUUGACUUUGUAUCUUGUUUGAAACUGAUUUCCAGCCUCCUUUUCCUGCUAAUUUUAACCUGAAAACUGUUUUUUUUACAAGAUAAAAUGUUUUCUUACUUUGUCAAGUCUUCCAAGUUUUUGGCCAUAUUGUCAGCAUACAGUACAGGUUGUAUUUUUUAUGAAAACUAUUGUUUUUGUUGUGUAACACCACUGUGCUAGAUGGUGACCUAUGACACAUACACCUGUGUUUAAGAGUAAAAUAAAUGGGUCAACAAAAAUUAAACAAAUA